Lachancea sp. 'fantastica' is the source of this 1389-nucleotide messenger RNA. NCBI's taxonomy places the organism in Eukaryota, Fungi, Ascomycota, Saccharomycetes, Saccharomycetales, Saccharomycetaceae. The record is from the annotation of a GenBank genome assembly.
AUGUCUGCCUUUCUACGCACAAUUCCUUCCAUCAGAUCGUCGAUCCUGCGGUCCGCCAAACUGCAAUUGAGAACAUACGCCUCGUACCCACCACACACAGUGAUUGGGAUGCCUGCUUUGUCCCCUACAAUGACUCAGGGUAGUUUGGCAGUGUGGUCGAAGAAAGUGGGCGACCAGCUGGAACCGGGUUGCGUUUUGGCCGAAAUUGAGACCGACAAAGCCCAAAUGGAGUUUGAAUUCCAAGAAGACGGAUUUUUGGCCAAAACUUUGGUGCCAGAGGGCGCCAAAGACUUGCCAGUGGGUAAGCCCAUCGCCGUAUACGUGGAAAACGAAGGCGAUGUCGCUGCUUUCAAGGACUUCACCGCCGAGGACUCUGGUGCCGGUUCCGAGAAACCAGCCGCCACACCUAAGCAACAAGAUAGCAGUGCCAAGAAGGACGAAGUGUCCGCACCCAAGUCUACUGCGCAAAAAUCGACUUCUGCUACUACAACUGACAGAAUCAUCGCAUCUCCAUUGGCCAAGACCAUCGCUCUAGACAAGGGCAUUUCGCUCAAGUCCGUGACCGGUACUGGCCCUAACGGUAGAAUCACCAAAGCCGACGUGGAAGAAUACUUGAAGAAAGCGCCAGCUUCUUCCGGUGGUGCGCCAGCUGCUACCGGUGCCGCCGCUGCCUCGGGCCCUGCUUCCCAGUACGAAGACAUUCCUAUCACCACGAUGAGAAAAAUCAUCGGUGACCGUCUACUAGAAUCCACCUCUGGUACUCCAGCGUACAUUGUGUCGUCACAAAUAUCCGUUUCUAAACUUUUGAAACUGAGACAGUCGCUAAACGCUUCGGGCAAGGACCAGUACAAAUUGUCGGUCAACGACAUGCUAAUCAAGGCCAUCACCGUAGCUGCGCAAAGAGUCCCAGACGCCAACGCAUACUGGAUGGCUGCAGAAGGUGUUAUCCGUAAAUUCAAGAACGUGGACGUUUCCGUGGCUGUUGCCACCCCACAGGGUUUGCUGACGCCAAUUAUCAAAAACGCGGAUUCCAAGGGUCUGAUUUCCAUUUCGCAAGAGAUCAAGGAGUUGGGCAAACGCGCCAAGAUCAACAAGUUGAAGCCUGAGGAGUUCCAGGGCGGAACCAUCUGCAUCUCUAACCUCGGCAUGAACAACGCCGUCUCCUUUUUCACUUCCAUCAUCAACCCUCCUCAAUCUACCAUCCUGGCCAUCGGUACCGUGCAGAGAGUACCCGUCGAAGACGCUGGCGCCGAGUACGGUUUCUCUUUUGACGACAAGAUGAACAUCACCGGUACUUUUGACCAUAGAACCAUCGACGGUGCCAGAGCCGGCGACUUCAUGAAGGAGCUAAAGAAGGUGGUUGAAAACCCACUUGAGAUGUUGUUGUAA